Messenger RNA from Harpia harpyja (harpy eagle), 3258 nucleotides. RefSeq names its product APC down-regulated 1 like (gene APCDD1L). The record is from RefSeq and is a predicted model, not a curated record. NCBI's taxonomy places the organism in Eukaryota, Metazoa, Chordata, Aves, Accipitriformes, Accipitridae. The transcript has 4 exons. Gene Ontology annotation, biological process: negative regulation of Wnt signaling pathway. Bases 355 to 1845 code for a protein of 496 amino acids. Gene Ontology annotation, cellular component: plasma membrane. Gene Ontology annotation, molecular function: Wnt-protein binding.
UGUGGCUGCCAAGCUCCAUUAAAGCUAUCAGCAGUCGGGGGGGACGCGCUCCACAGCGAAGGCGGGGUGGGUUGCGGUGUUUUAUUUUAAAAUAUAUAUAUUCCCCCCCCCUCCCCCUUCCUCCCCCCUUCGCAAGGCUUGGGGCUGAGCAGGGCGACCGCUCCGGAGCCUGCCCCGCAGCCCUCAGCCUCCCGCCGGCGGGCCGAAGCCGGGGUCCCGCCGCCGCGGGCACCGGAGCGCCGGAAGCGGCCCAUGGCUGCGCCGCCGGGCGCCGCGCCCCGCUGAGCUCCGCGGGCACCGGCGGCGAUCGCGUCUCUCCUGCCGCCGGUUCGGCGAGGAAACACAGCGGCCACCAUGGUCCGGUGCUGGUGGCUCGCCGGGCUGCUCGUAGCAUGCGCGGCCGCGGAGCCGCCGCUGCGCUGGGAGCCGCGGUGCCGGCAGCAGCUCCGCCACCUGCAGGACGGUGCCAGGAUCGCGGCGCGGCUGCCGCCCCGUCUGGAGGGGCGCUGGGUCUCCACCGGGUGUGAGGUGCGGCCGGGACCCGAGUUCCUCACCCGAUCCUACCUCUUCUACGCCAACCGCCUCUUCAAGGCUUACCAGUUCUACUACUGGGACCCCUCCUGCCGCGACCCCUCCUACUCGCUCGUCAUCAAGGGCAAGCUCCGGCUGCGCCAGGCCUCCUGGAUCACCCGUGGGGCCACCGAGGCCGACUACCACCUCCACAAAGUCGGCAUCGUUUUCCACAGCCAGAAGGCCAUGCGGGAGGUGGCCUCCUGGAUCAACCAGACCUCCGGCGAGGGCUGCAGCGGAUUCCUGCCCCCGGGGCGCACCUGGGCUCCCGGAGCCCUCUACGAACUGCUGAGCGCCAAGACCGAGCGCGACUGCACCGCCGCCUUGGGCUUCGCCAUGCACGAGCUCAGCCUGGUGCGCGUGGAGAAGCAUUACCAGCCCUUGCUGCAGCCACAGCAGAGCGGGAGCCGGCUGGUGGAGGAGCUGUACCUGGGGGACAUUCACACGGAGUGGGUGGAGAGGCUCCACUACCGACCGACCGGUUAUCAGCGACCUAUGCAGAGCGCCGUGCACCAUGUGCAUCCUUGCCCAGCCUGUGGGAUUAUAUACAGAGCUGAUGAGCACCACCCACCCAUACUACCCGUCAGAGCUCAGCUGCCGAUGCAGCUCAGCGGCAGCUGGGUGAGCACCCACUGCGAGGUCCGACCUGCGGUGCUUUUCCUUACCAGGUACUUCAUAUUCCACGGUAACAACCACACCUGGGAAGGUUACUACUAUCACUAUUCCGACCCACUCUGCAAACAGCCGACUUUCACCAUCUACGCAUCUGGACACUACACCCAAGGCAUCCCUUCCUCUAAAGUGAGAGGUGGCACAGAGCUGGCUUUUAAAGUCACCCAGGUUCGGGUGACGCCAAUGGACCAGGUGACAGUGAUGAUGCUGAACUCCUCAGAACCUGGAAGCUGUGGGCUGACAAGCUCCUGGAGUGCUGGGGUGGAGCAGGAUAUAACACCCACAAAUGGAUGUUUGGCUUUGGGCAUCAAGCUGCCCCACACGGAGUAUGAGCUUUUCAAAACGGAGCAAGACGUGAAAGACCGCAGCCUGCUGUACGUUGGCGAAAGGCCCACGGACGGAUCCAGUCCCGACAGUCCAGACAAGCGACCCACAUCAUAUCAGGCACCUCUGAUUCAGUGUGCUGGAGCACCAGAGGAAUUCUCUAACUAUGUUAGUCUAAAAUACUGGGGAAAAAAGGAUGCUAAUGGGAGUGAAGCACUAAAAUCUUUGCCUGUGGCCUUUUUAUUGUUUAUAGCACUUCUGUUUUUAAGAUGGGACUAGUUAUCUAUUCAGGUACAGCACAGAAUUCAGAUAGUCUUUGUGCUAGCAUGAUUUUUAUAUCCUUCAAAUGAGCACAUCUGGAAUCAGUUUUACUCAGAUUUGGAAACACUUUUUAAAAACACCCAACCACAGUGAACGAAGCCAAGAAGAUAUGCCUGACUACAUAGUGUUUGUCCUGUGGCUUUAUUGCCUAAUCUCCCCUCUUUGCGUACAAAUUUAAUGUAGUGACAUGGAUGCGCUGCACAUUGCAAUAGAUAAUUCGGCAAUACGAGGGGGGAAAAAAGCGACAUCAAUUACAAUUGCUGCUUUGAGCUUUUGACAUUGCUAAGAUUUAAUCAAGAGCUUGAUUCCGAUGUAAUUCAAACAUCCGAAGUGUCAGCUGCUGAGUUUCUUUGAGGUUAAGUUCCCUCCCAUCAUACUCCUUAUUGCUGUUCUUGCAAAUUUAAUCUGCAGAGUCAGUCAGCAAUAGAUAAACAGUCAGCAAGUGUUCUUGAUAAGGGCACAGUUAAUCAUGCCUCUCUCAGUUUACAGACAUUUUCUGCAGUUUUCCUGUGUACAUACGCACACAAAGAUGCAACAUACAAUUUUCCACUUAUGUAUGUACCAAAAGCAGCCCUCAGAGAGCAUUACCUCAAUAGACUGUUAUGCCUGACCCUGGUCAUAAAAGAAGAUCCAGUCAAUGGAAAACGCUUCUGUGCACAACCGCUCCAACCUUCAGCAUUACCUAGCUGCAGGCUCUGCAUCUUUGCUGCAUUAUUCUGGCUUUUCCAGUGCAGUACUGGCCUGCCCUUCAGUGCAUCAGCAAUGGCCCCAUGUCACUGCCCGGCUUGUCCAGAAGACAGAGGCACUGCCAGGCAAUCGUGACUCCCACUCAUCAUGCACCAAGCGACACGAAAGAUCGCUUAAAAGUCUUCUCAGGCCGUGUAUUUUCACUGUCUCAUUUUUAGUAAGUGUUCUGGCAUACAGUUGUUAAUCCAGCUCUCCUUUCAAUCAAAAUGUCACCUCCCGCCUCAUUCCUAUAGAGAUGUUUUAUAAAUCUGCCUCUAGUGAAUAAUGGGCUACGGAGAUACUCAGACGGCACAGUCAGGUCAAACUGAUUUCUACUGACAAGAAGGACAAACUAAGAAAUUAUAUUCCCUGCCUGCUGCAGCUAAGAAGCAUAUAACUUACUUGGAGAAGCCCUCCUCCCAGUAGCUAAAUCCUCUCCAAAUAAGCCUAUAUAUCUUACUCACAAAGGAUAUUUUGUUAAACCAGCUAUGCAAUAUCUACCUUCUUAAUGCUGUAUUUACGAACUUGCAGCUUGUACUUAGAUAAAUUAUGGGUUUUAUAACAUAAAAACACUUUUGGGGGAUCUGUACAUUAACUAAUAAUUCAAAUGAGAUGCUUAUUAAAUGCAUACAAUUGUGACAUAAA